Messenger RNA from Prosopis cineraria, 1289 nucleotides. Its product is annotated as polygalacturonase inhibitor-like. The record is from RefSeq and is a predicted model, not a curated record. NCBI's taxonomy places the organism in Eukaryota, Viridiplantae, Streptophyta, Magnoliopsida, Fabales, Fabaceae. Gene Ontology annotation, molecular function: protein binding. The transcript has a single exon. Bases 82 to 1062 code for a protein of 326 amino acids.
CCUCCGCUUUGCUUUAUUAUAUAGUACUAAAGACCUUGCCAAGCAUAGCAAGUCAGUGCCUCAGCUCCAUCGUUCCCAGCCAUGGCUAUUUUAUUUCUCCUCCUCCUCCUCCUCCUUCCAUUCUCCUCUCCAGCUCUCUCCGCACGCUGCAAUCCACAAGACAAGAAAGCCCUUCUUCAAAUCAAGAAAGACCUCAAGAAUCCUUACCUUCUCGCCUCCUGGACGCCGGACUCUGACUGCUGCGAAUGGUACUGCGUCAAGUGCGACUUCACCACCCACCGCAUCCGCUCUCUCUCCCUCGCCAACGACGGAGUCAGCUUUCAAAUCCCUCCGGCCAUCGGCGACCUCCCUUAUCUGGACACCCUCGACCUCCACAAGCUCCCCAACCUCACCGGCCCCAUCCACCCCGCCAUCGCCAAGCUCACCAGACUCGUCUUCUUAGGCAUCAGCUGGACCUCCGUGUCCGGUCCCGUACCGGACUUCCUGCCCCGACUCACCCACCUCAAAAGCUUGUACCUUCCCUUCAACAAGCUCUCAGGCUAUAUCCCGCCUUCCCUCUCCCAACUGCAUAACCUCAACGAAAUUGACUUGAGUCGCAACAAGCUCACAGGUCCCAUCCCUUACACCUUCGGGUACUUCAAGAAUUCUCCGACCCUUUACCUCUCGCGCAACCAGCUGUCGGGGAAAAUCCCGGCGUCGCUGGGGAAGUUAAACUCGUCCAGCAUUGACUUGUCUCGCAACAAACUCCAAGGUGACGCCUCCAUGCUCUUUGGGCCAAACAAACUGGGGUUGCAUAUGCUUGACCUCUCCAGAAACUUACUCGAGUUUGAUCUGUCCAAAGUAAAUGUCCCGGAGAGCAUGACGUGGCUGGAUCUGAAUCACAAUCGCAUCUACGGGAGACUACCUGUGGGAUUGGAAGCAUUGCAACUUCAGAAGUUGGACGUGAGCUAUAAUUUGCUUUGCGGUCCGAUUCCUGCAGGUGGGAGCUUGCAGAAGAUGGGGAAGGACUCGUACAUGCACAACAAGUGCUUGUGUGGGUCCCCGCUUCCCCGCUGCAAGUGAUCGCUGUUGACUGGCCUAAUUAAAUAAGGGCAGAUUCAAUGUGCAGGUGCCUCCUGGAUUUCAAUUAAUGGCCACCAAGUGAAACCUGUUCAAGGGAUUAAUCGACUGCUAUAGCCUAUAGGGAGUAGCUUUGUCAUUUUCCUAUUUUCCUGCUGUGAUAUGUUAGAGAAAAGCUGUUUUCAGUUAAAUGAAUCUGACUCUCGGCUAAUGGUGUGUUUCACUUCAAA